AUGGCAAAUUUAAAGUAUCUUUCUGGCUUCGGGUCAGAAUUCUCUAGCGAGGACCCUCGUCGUCCCGGCGCGUUACCCGAGGGUCAGAACAGUCCUCAACGCUGUGCUUACGGCUUAUACGCUGAACAGCUUUCAGGCAGCGCCUUUACGGCUUCACGGACAGAAAACAGACGCUCUUGGCUUUACAGAAUCCGCCCGUCUGUGAUCCACAAGCCAUUCGUUAGAUCGAAGAUUUCAGAACACCUAACACACAAAUGGGAUGACGAAGAACCAAAUCCAAAUCAAUCUCGCUGGCUCCCCUUCGAUAUUCCUACUCAAGGUUCCGUAGACUUUGCGUCUGGUCUUCAUACAGUCUGUGGAGCUGGUGAUCCUCGCUCACGACAUGGCAUCGCCAUACACGUCUAUCUCUGCAACACAUCUAUGGAGAAUAGCGCGUUUUAUAAUAGUGAUGGGGACUUCCUUAUAGUUCCACAACAAGGAACUUUAAAUAUAACAACUGAAUUCGGUAAAAUGGAGAUACGACCAAAUGAAAUUGCUGUCAUACAACAAGGCAUGAGAUUUGCCGUCGCUGUAGAUGGGCCCACAAGAGGAUAUAUUUUGGAAGUGUUCGAUGGACAUUUCAAACUACCCGACUUAGGGCCGAUCGGUGCCAAUGGUUUAGCGAACCCUCGCGAUUUCCUCACACCAGUAGCAUAUUACGAAGAUAAAGAAGUACCCGAUUUCAAGAUAAUAAAUAAAUACCAGGGAGCUUUGUUCGAGGCUGUUCAAGGUCAUUCUCCAUUCGACGUGGUCGCGUGGCACGGCAACUACGUCCCUUACAAAUACGACCUUAGCAAGUUUAUGGUCAUCAAUUCUGUUUCCUUCGAUCAUUGUGAUCCAUCUAUAUUUACUGUAUUAACGUGUCCCUCGACAAAGCCCGGUGUUGCCAUAGCAGAUUUCGUGAUAUUUCCUCCUCGGUGGUCGGUGCAAGAAAAUACAUUUAGACCUCCUUACUAUCAUAGAAAUUGUAUGAGCGAAUUUAUGGGUCUGAUCCUGGGUUCGUAUGAAGCGAAAGAAGGUGGUUUUCUACCAGGAGGAGCUUCACUCCAUUCAAUGAUGACUCCGCACGGUCCUGAUGCACAAUGUUUUGUAGGAGCCUCCAAGGAAAAACUGGUACCUCAGAAAAUAGCCGUAGGGACUCAGGCUUUCAUGUUCGAGUCAUCUCUCAGUAUGGCGAUAACGAAGUGGGGCGUCGAGACGUGUAAAAAACUAGACGGCAAUUACUAUCAGUGCUGGCAUAAUUUACCUAAACUUUUCUCUGACAAAAUAGAUAUUUGA
Messenger RNA from Danaus chrysippus (African queen), 1317 nucleotides. The record is from the annotation of a GenBank genome assembly. NCBI's taxonomy places the organism in Eukaryota, Metazoa, Arthropoda, Insecta, Lepidoptera, Nymphalidae.